CUCUGCCCGCCCGUGGCCCGGGCUCACGGCUGGGCGGUUUCCUGCGACAGCGCGCGGCUCGGCGUCUCUGCGGCCGGGGAGUGUUGGUCCGGCCCUUCGGCCCGCAGCAGAGUUGCCGGAGAAAACAAGGACGCUAAGUUACGCUUGAAUCUCAGAUAAAGGAAUAACUUUUAGUAUAAGCAUGUCCGAGAUAGUGCAUGAGACAUACUCAUACCAAAAAAUCAUUCGUUCCUUGUUUGAAAUUCUAAUGUAACUGGGCGUUCUGCGUUUUUAGUUGCUAAAUCUGGCAGCCACACCUGCGGCCCAGGGCGGGUAGGGGACAGCGAGGGCCGUCGCGGUGCUGCCUGUGUCCCGGAGGCCUAUGAAGUGGAGUGGGGGACUGGGCGGCCGGGCGGUGACCUGCGCUCACUGGGCUUCGGACUGGUUGGACUGGACUCCUAUGCUGUCGUUGCUCUUACUGAGGAUAAAACACUAGGAGCUGGAGUGCUUUGUUCUUAUAUCACAUUCUGGUGACGGGGAGCUUGCUGGCCAUCAGCGGAGGGAUGGGAAACAGAAGCACAAGAAGGAAGAUGUUACCAAGUACUUCAGUGAAUUCCUCAAUGCAUGGGAAUGGAGUCUUGAAUUCCAGGGAUGCGGCCAGACACACGGCUGGAGCAAAACGGUACAAAUACCUGAGAAGGCUUUUUCGUUUCCGGCAGAUGGACUUUGAGUUUGCGGCUUGGCAGAUGCUCUACCUGUUCACUUCCCCACAGAGGGUUUAUAGAAACUUUCAUUACCGAAAGCAGACAAAGGACCAGUGGGCCAGAGAUGACCCUGCGUUCUUGGUCCUAUUAAGUAUCUGGCUCUGUGUGUCCACUAUAGGAUUUGGCUUUGUGCUGGACAUGGGAUUUUUUGAGACAAUAAAGCUGCUCCUUUGGGUUGUAUUCAUAGAUUGUGUAGGUGUUGGUCUUCUGAUAUCAACUUUAAUGUGGUUCAUCUCUAACAAGUACUUAGUGAAACGGCAGAGCAGAGACUAUGAUGUGGAGUGGGGCUACGCCUUUGAUGUGCAUCUGAAUGCUUUUUAUCCACUCCUAGUCAUUUUGCAUUUUAUUCAGCUUUUUUUCAUUAACCAUGUUAUCCUAACAGAUACAUUUAUUGGAUAUUUGGUUGGAAAUACCUUAUGGCUGAUUGCAGUUGGCUAUUACAUCUAUGUAACCUUCCUAGGAUACAGUGCACUGCCAUUUUUGAAAAAUACAGUAAUUCUUCUCUAUCCAUUCGCACCUCUCAUCCUACUCUACGGGCUGUCACUAGCACUGGGAUGGAACUUUACCCGUGCUCUGUGUUCUUUCUACAAGUACAGGGUGAAAUGAAAAAGCAUAUCCAGUCUUUACUGUGUCAACAGUAUUGAUGAAGUGAUUUCUUGUAAAACUUGUAAAUAAAUUCUUUGUAGAUAUCUUAAAGGUGUAAAGUUUGCAAAUUUGAAGAAAUAUAUGUUAACACUAUUGCCAAGUACAUUCCCUGAAACUAAUUAAAUGUAAAUUUCUAUAAUAAAUAUUUUUUAAACUAAA
Molecule: messenger RNA, 1547 nt
Organism: Microcebus murinus (gray mouse lemur)
Lineage: Eukaryota; Metazoa; Chordata; Mammalia; Primates; Cheirogaleidae
Gene: UNC50
Product: unc-50 inner nuclear membrane RNA binding protein
Cellular component (GO): Golgi membrane
Source: RefSeq, a predicted model, not a curated record